Messenger RNA from Camellia sinensis, 1810 nucleotides. NCBI's taxonomy places the organism in Eukaryota, Viridiplantae, Streptophyta, Magnoliopsida, Ericales, Theaceae. The record is from RefSeq and is a predicted model, not a curated record.
ACUCGUUCUAUUUUUGUAACCACUCACUCUCUGGUUCCAUCUCUUCGUUGUGUUGCUGUUCUUCGUUGCCGCCUCGUUCAUGGCUUCCAAGCUCUCAUUCACUUUCAAAAGCGACCUUCACUUUCCCAGAGAAAAAUUCUCAAAACCCCCUCUAACAAUCCCUAUUUUUCCUCAUCUAACACUCAAUUCAUGUUCUGGGUUUCAUUUAUCUAAGACCAUUUCGAGCUCUAGAGCCUUAUCAUCAUCAUCAUCAUCAGUGUGUGCUGCUGUGAAAGAGCAAUUGAUACAAUCCCCAAAUUUAGAAUCGACCCAGGACUCUGAAACUGUCCCUCCUUCUUCUUCCAAGUUCGUCCUUGUCGUUGGCGGCUCUGGUGGCGUAGGACAGUUAGUUGUAGCAUCAUUGCUCAACCGAAAUAUCAAGUCACGGCUAUUACUACGAGAUCCUGAGAAAGCAGCUACCCUUUUUGGUAACCAAGAUGAGGAAAAAUUAGAGGUACGGAAAGGCGACACUCGAAACGCUGAGGAUCUAGAUCCAUCAAUAUUUGAGGGUGUCACACAUGUUAUUUGCUGCACGGGAACGACGGCCUUUCCAUCAAGGCGAUGGGAUGGAGAUAAUACACCAGAAAGAGUAGAUUGGGAAGGUGUGAGAAAUCUUGUAUCUGCUCUGCCUCCAUCCUUGAAAAGAAUUGUUCUUGUUUCAUCAGUUGGAGUAACAAAGUUCAAUGAACUACCUUGGAGCAUCAUGAACCUUUUUGGCGUUCUCAAGUAUAAGAAGAUGGGGGAGGACUUUGUUCGCAAUGCUGGUCUUCCAUAUACUAUAAUCAGGUCUGAGACACCUAAUUGCUAUCUUUUAUUCAAUAUUAAAACUGUCCAAGCAUGGUUCGCCGGAGGCCCCAGUAGCAGCAACGAUCUGCAGAAAUCGUCGUCGUCUUUGCUCGCCGAUUGGAACGCUUACGCAGCCGCCAAAGAGUCCGAAGACGCAGAUUCCAGCUUAGGCUUCGAUCUCGUGGCCGCCGUAGUCUUGCAUCCUCCUCUUCUUCUCCCCCGCCUCAAUCUUCGGAUUUUCCAUUCUUCGGUGUGUCCUACAAGUCUGUCAUCGGCUUUUAAGCUUCUUGCAGAAUCAUACCCAUUCCAAUCUAGUCGGAAGCUUUUGACCGUUUAUGACUACGAGAGUGAAGCGGUUGAAGCCAUGACUAUUGUUGCAGAGAAGAGAGGAGCUCGAGUCAGAGUUACAGGAACUAGUUACUCUUAUCAAUGGAUGAGCAUGGCACAGGAAAAUGGGUGGCAUGUCUUGCUCGAUGCUUGUGCUUUGGGACCAAAAGACAUGAAUAGCUUUGGCCUCUCUCUUAUACGCCCCGAUUUUCUUCAUCUUUUGCGGUUGCUUGCAGGAGAUAAACUUGUUGGUGAGGCUAGCAGGCUUGUAGUUGCUGAAGCUUGCAUACAGGCAUUGGACAUAGAACUUACCAAAGGUGAAAUUUACGAAAUCAACUCAGUCCAGGGUGAAGGACCGGGAAGUGAUCCACAAAAAUGGGAGGACUUAUUUAAAACUGCUCAAGUUAAAUAAGUUGACAAUCCAAUGUUGAUAUUGUAAAACAUACAAAUCCUUGGGAUUCAAAUGUAUAGAUUCCAUAUAUAGAUGAUUUUUAUGUACUGGCAUUAUGGCAUAUCCCUCUAAUAAUGUAACUACUAUUCUUGUAUAAUUUCUCUUGUAAUUUUUAUAAUAGCUCAUAUGUACAGUGUUAGAGAACUAUAUAGAUAUUGUUAGACUCAUUUCAUAAUAGCUUAAUAUGAUAUCAAAGUGUUGGGAUAA